UAAUCAUUGACAUUUCAUAAACCCUUCCACUUUAUAUUCACAUUUCAUACCUACAUUUGGUGUUAGUGUACGUGUUGGUCAAAAGUCUCAUAAUGGAUAGAAUCGACCGCAUUCUUAAUGCUUUACUGACAAUAAAGCCGGGAACUAAUGAGCAAAUAAUUCGGGCAAUUGCAGAGUCGGUAGGUUUAACUGUAACGGAAGUAAAAGAGGUGUUUGGAAUUACAAAACCAGCGUCUGUAGCUAACACCUAUACAACUGCGUCUAAGGUCGAAUCAUCCAUUACGUUAAGCGUGGACUCAUUGAGUUUAGUUUCUGAGCGUAGCAACGAUUCUAUGGCACCUAAGCUACAACCGAGUGUUCAGUCUUUCGCUAAAACCGUAACCAAACUGCCCGAUAAUAUUAUAGUUAAUCGAUUUGCUCAUAUGACACCCAUUGUCACUUCUGAUAGCAGCGAUGAUGAAUAUGAAAUCAGUUCCCCAUCCAUACAAUCAUCAUUUGACUCCAAAAGAAAAAAGUCAAAAUGAUUCACAUUAUUUGGCAUAUA
Molecule: messenger RNA, 544 nt
Organism: Teleopsis dalmanni
Lineage: Eukaryota; Metazoa; Arthropoda; Insecta; Diptera; Diopsidae
Exons: 3
Coding region: 93-524 (143 amino acids)
Source: RefSeq, a predicted model, not a curated record